Messenger RNA from Glossina fuscipes, 2767 nucleotides. RefSeq names its product probable serine/threonine-protein kinase DDB_G0282963. Bases 135 to 2645 code for a protein of 836 amino acids. The transcript has 7 exons. Lineage: Eukaryota; Metazoa; Arthropoda; Insecta; Diptera; Glossinidae. The record is from RefSeq and is a predicted model, not a curated record.
AAAAAGAAAACGAAUAUAAAUAAACAAACAUCAAAACAAAUAACAACAGCACGCGGUUGUUUUUAUAAAAACAUAAGCUUUGCCUGCCUGGCUGUACAAAGCGCAACAGCUUCACUCAAUACGUCAAUAACAACAUGUCCUGCAUAUCGAAUAAUUUCAGUUCAUUCUUUCUAAAUUCACUAAACGAUCCAUCGGAAUUCUCAAAAUAUCUGAGUAACGGUGAGUUGAGGUUCUCCUCUUCGUUAGAAGAUUUUCCAGGAUACGGACAGCAGCAGCAACAGCAACAACAGCAACAGCAAUUGACUUGCUCGGUAAGCGGUCAAUUACAAAACGGUGAAAUAUUAAAUAGCAGCAGUAACGACGGCAGCCUAAAUGGCAUCGAUGUUGGAACGCAAUCGUCAAUAACAUCGUCGCAUAACUACAUCAGCUACCAGGCUCAAUCAACGGUUGGUCAUCUGUCGCAACAGCAACAGCAUAUGUUACAACAGAGAUGGCCUGCAGCGGCAUCGGUUGCAGCACAUAAUCCGCAUCACCAUGUUGCUCAACAGCUAUCAUCAACGCAUCCUAACCAUCCGGUUGCCGGUGCUCAACAUUUUGAUGGUUCUUUUGAAUUUUUGAAAUAUUUACGUCAUUCAAAUGACUAUCAUGACGGUAGCCAUGACCCUCAGGUUCAAGGUGCGCCAAACACCGGCACUAAUAGCUGUAGCGCGCAUGCUACAAACGCUGUAGGAACUAAGCAUGAAUCUGCAGCUUCCGCUGUUUCCGCCGUUGCUGUUAAUGCCAGUCUUAUAGACCUCGAUAGCAGUACCACACAUAAAGCCUCACGUUCCUCGCGUAAAAGCGCCGCCUUAUUGUCUUCCGUCGCCACAUCUGCCCCCACACCCAUGGCCAUAGAUGUCUAUGAUCACGAUUCAAAACAUACAAUAUUCGAUUUGCAACAUAUGACCAACGCCACCGUCACUUCGGCGCAUAGCUCCAACUCAAAUGAAUCUUCCAUGGAAUUGUCUUCAUUAACUUAUCCGAAUUCUCAUCUCAACGCUUCCAAUUCGAAUACCUCCUCCGAAGGUGGCACCAACGGCACCGCCACCGGACACGCCGACUUCUCAAUGAUAAGCGUUAAUGGCAAUGCUGCGGCAGCAUCAUCUCCGGCUACCGUUCCAGCGGCAGCCGCAUCAACCGCGCCUAAACCAUUAGCCACGUUCGCCAUUAAAGAGAAUUUCGAUGUACAUUCCUCGCAUAAAAUUGAGGAGGGCAUCUUCCAGCAUAUGAACAAAUUGCCACCCAAAAAGAAAGAUAAUCUACGUCAGUUGGGAGUGCGUUUCACCGGUCAAAUGACACUCAACGAUAAAUCGAUAAUUGUAGACAACUUCAUUAGAUUCUGUCAGGAAUACGAUAUCAAAGAUCAUCGACCGUUUCUAUCACUAAAUCAAAGUGGCCUCAAUAAACCUGAACAAAUCAAAUUUGCACGCUAUCUUGGGCAAGGUUUACCAACAUUUACACUAUUUUGCAUUUAUAGUAAUUUUAAAAAUUUAUUUUGCACAAAACGUACCGAAAUUUAUACAAAAGAUGGCUAUAACUUGCCUUAUAUAUUAGAUAAAACAAAGCGCUUCCUGGCGAAUACCACAGCGGAUCUUAAAAAUAUUAUACAACAGCAAUCAAAUGACGGCAUGGAAUUUACAACGGCCUCAACAACUAUAACAAAUAAUACACCGAUAGUGCAUAGCAAUCAUUGUAGCAGUAGUAAUGCUAGUGGCAACAGUACCAGCAACAGUAGCAAUAGCAAUAACAACAACACCAACAAUAACAAUAACAAUGCAACAAGCACGCAAAAUAAUCAUAAUUGUCAUAUCAAUAAUCAAUUGAAUCCCUUAACCCAACUAACAACAACAGCAACGGCUAUAUUGCAGCAGCAGCAGCAGCAGCAGCAGCAGCAGCAGCAACAACAGCAGCAACAACAACAACAGCAGCAACAGCAACAACAGCAGCAUCAUAUGCAUCAACAGCAUUUAAAUACCAUAGAUUAUGGAAAUCCGAAAUGUGUAAUGCCCCGAGCAUUGGAAAAUCUGAUGAUUUAUGAAAAUUUCGAUGUACACGAAACUCAUCGGAUUGAGGAUGGAAUUUGUACGCAACUAACAAGGUUACCGCCAAAAAAGCAGGAAUUAUUAAAACAGUUCGGUAUUCAGAAUAAUCAGACUGUAACGUAUUAUGAAAAGUAUAUAAUCACCGAAAAUUUCAGCCGAUUUUGCAAUGAAUACAAGGUGGCCGAUCAUCGACCCUUUUUGGAAUUACAGGAGAAUGGUUUAUCCAAAUCUGAACAACUUAAAUUCGUACGCUAUCUGGGCCAGGGACUACCCAAUCUAACUCUCAAUAAAAUCUAUUUAGCCUUUAAAGACGUUUUAGGCUUUAAUCGUAUCGAAAAAAUGAUAACGGAUGGUUACAAUUUGGAGACGAUAUUAAAACGCAAGAAAAAAAACCUUUUGAAUCGUAUGUCAGCUACAGCAGUGAAUAAGGACUGCAAGCCCGAUAUCAAUCCAUCGUCAAUACCUGCUUCAGUUUUAACAACCGCAUCGAGCACCGCUAUCGCCACCAAUAAUGCCCCACAACUGCUGUCGCCAUAUCAACAGCAUAAUGCCUUUAACACUUAACGUUGGUGCUUGAAAGUGUUGGAGCUGGAAAUGCUGUUAUUGGUGGUAACUUUUAAGUUAAACAUCAUAAUAUUUAAUGUUAAAUAUUGUAUUUAAGAAACAAAAUUUUAAUUUAAAAGUUU